Messenger RNA from Ananas comosus (pineapple), 2102 nucleotides. RefSeq lists its product as uncharacterized. The transcript has 5 exons. Gene Ontology annotation, cellular component: cortical microtubule. Bases 355 to 1839 code for a protein of 494 amino acids. The record is from RefSeq and is a predicted model, not a curated record. NCBI's taxonomy places the organism in Eukaryota, Viridiplantae, Streptophyta, Magnoliopsida, Poales, Bromeliaceae. Gene Ontology annotation, biological process: cortical microtubule organization.
UCUCUCCUUUCCCUCCCGAGAUCCCAACUCCUCUCUCUCUCUCUCUCUCUCUCUCUCUCUCUCUCUUCGUUGCUUCGUAGAAGAAGAAGAAGAAGAAGGGAGGAGACUCGAAGAUCUCCGGUCCCGAUUCCGGCGCGGAUCGGAUCAGGAGCUCGCCGGAGCAUCGUCGGAGCAUCGCCGGUGGAUCGUCGGAGGAUCGCCGGAGGAGGAGGCCGUGGAGAAGGUCCUUUUACUACUCCACAACACCUUCUGUCUACGUAUAAAGUAAGCGGAUUUAAGUAGUGGAGCGUGUUAAUUUUAGUAGAUUGCAUCUCAGUUGGAUACUUGGAUUGAGGGUGUGCGGAUUCGAGGAGUAUGAUGGAUGAUCUACUUGAUUCGGAUUUGGGGAAGCAUGAUUAUGAUUGGCUUUUAACACCUCCAGGAACUCCUCAUAAUUCUUCUUUGGAUCUUACUGAGAUGCCACUCUCUUCAACUGUACCAAAACGCGCCACCACUAGAUCAUCGUCCGCUGCAAGAGCUUCGCGGUUUUCUGCUUCUCAACCAGAGAACAGCAAUUUACCAAGACUAGCCCGAAGCAGUUCACUAUCCCGCCCUUCCACUGCUUCCACCUUCAUUCCUAGUAAAAACAGAACUUCAAUUUUAAACACAAGCUCGGCCUCAGUCAACUCAAGGCCAUCAACUCCGAUCAAGCGGGUGGGCACUCUUUCUUCAACAAGGCCAACGACAACUCCGGCCUCUCGUCCUGUGCCGACACGUUCUCCCACACCGGUCAGAACCCAGGCUCUACCCACCUCUGCCGCAAUUAAGACCAGACCCUCGCAAAAUGCUAGGUCAUCAACCCCGUCCACGCGGCCCCGAGUUACUCCUACUUCAAAUUCAAAUUCAAAUUCAAAUUCUUCAGCGCCCCGGUCUACUUCCCGGCCAUCAACCCCUACUCGCCAUCCUAUUAUCCCAGGCAGAUCACCGUCUGUCGGGCAGAUCCGGACUUCUGGAGGUCUAACAUCUACUGGGCGAAGCCCAAUCCCUAGCGGUCAAAGUUCCGCACCUUCAUCACGCCCAAGCUCCCCUAGUCCACGGCCUCGGACUCCAGUUCGGCCACUUGAUAUCCCCGAUUUUCCGACUGAAACGCCACCAAAUCUAAAAACUAAGCUGCCCGAACGGCCAGUUUCUGCAGGAAGAGCACGCCCAGGAAUGGCUUUGACAGUAAGGUCAUCCCCUAAUUCUGAACCAGCAGCUACUUUGAGCUCACAUAAGAGGAUCUCAUUGCCUGUUGUUACUCGGAAUAAGUUUCCGGAGAACAUUUCAAAGGUUCCUUUGUUCAACAAUGGGCAACAAGCCAUGCAGACCAUGAUGAAAGCUACAGAGAACAGUGGAUUUGGAAGGACAAUCUCGAAGAAGUCGCUUGACAUGGCCAUCAGACACAUGGACAUUCGACAAAAUAUUGGCGGCAUCCGGAGUACGUCCCUCUUCCCGCGCAGCAUCCGCAGUUCUGCCAGAAAACACCAACCGGCUCGUACACCAGACUCCGUGAUCCCUAACGAGGACGAACUCCUUUCUGAAAAUGGAAAUAGCAAUGGAACAGUUUCUGGGGAUUCCAACAGAGGAAGCUCAUACAACGGCGGCAGUACAGCUAAUAACUCUCCCGAUAGAGAAAACCUCGCGACAAAAGAUAUCUUGAACGAUAUCGAUAUCUAUGGUAGCUUCCGCUAUGACUCGAUGUUGCUGAGAGAGGAUGUGAGUAACACUAAUUGGUUGCACAGUGUUGACGACAAGUCGGAUGAGAGCUCCGUGUUCGAUCACCGGCUCGAGCCUCUCCCGGAACCUUUCGGUCCUCUAUGACAGUGAUUCACUAUGUAAAGUUUGAUAUGCUUGAUUCUUCACUUUCUUCUGUUCUACUUUUCCUCUCUUUUUUUUGGGAAUUUUUCAUAUCAUUGUUUUAGAACUUAUCUUUUUCUGAUGAAUCCUCUUCUGUUGUUGAAAAUGGUUGGGUGUGGUCUUAGAUCGCGGCCCUUACUCGAAUUUGUUGUUUUUCAAUUCACAGGUUUAUUGUACUAAAAUUCAGAAUGCAAAAUUAAAAGAUAUUUGAGCUUUUCUUUGUCUUG